This is a messenger RNA of Ailuropoda melanoleuca (giant panda), 843 nucleotides long. Its product is annotated as protein enabled homolog. Bases 172 to 843 code for a protein of 223 amino acids. The transcript is spliced from 6 exons. Lineage: Eukaryota; Metazoa; Chordata; Mammalia; Carnivora; Ursidae. The record is from RefSeq and is a predicted model, not a curated record.
UUUGAACACUGUCCUCUUCCCUCUCAGACGCAGCUAGUUGCCUGGCCUGGGGUCACCACCGGAACCUCCUGGAGACCUGCCCUGCGGAGGACGCCCUUCCAGCACAGGAGAGUUCGCCACUUGGGAGCGGCGGCGCCCAGUUGGCGCCCACCCCGGGGCACACUGCAGUCAAUGCCUGGCAGCGACUUCUCGUUUCGCCCUCCGCCUCCCCCAUCGACCCUCUGCGGCCGACCUUUACGCCCAACUCGGGCGCGCUGCGAGCCUCGCGUCCUCGCCGUCCACGCGGGGCCCCACCCCUUCCCGGUUCCAGCCCGCGAUCGGGCCGGAGGCGAGGUGAAUGGGAAGAUGGAGAUGGAUGUUGAGGGAGUUUCUCCGCGCCCGGAGCCCAUCCCCCGCUCCCAGGGGGCUGGCGGAGCCUGCCAGGCGCCGCCACAGCCGCCCCAGCCCCAGCCCCAGCCGCCGCCGCCGCCGCAGCAGCAGCAGCUGGCUCAGGAUGAAGUGCCCGGCGAGAGUGCAGGCGCGGAGGACAGCGACGAUCCCGAGGCGAGACCCAACAGCGAGAAAGGAGACAGCAAGAGACCCUCGGCCAGCAAGUCUUCGGGUGCUCCGUCCUAUAGCAGAUGGUCCAGUUCACAGCCACAUCAGUCUAGCUCCACAGUGAGAGCCUAUCAGACUAGUAAGUCACGAGUGACCAUGAGCCCUGGCUUCAGCUCUCAGUGGAACAGCAGCCAACCAGCCUGGAACACGUACUCCUUUCCAAGAGCAAGCUUACAUUAUCAGUCCCAUGCCAGCUACACCUACUGUACUGGACAUCCUACUCGAGAAUAUGCUGCUGUUGAGUAA